Molecule: messenger RNA, 1328 nt
Organism: Amaranthus tricolor (Joseph's coat)
Lineage: Eukaryota; Viridiplantae; Streptophyta; Magnoliopsida; Caryophyllales; Amaranthaceae
Product: chromophore lyase CRL, chloroplastic
Exons: 9
Coding region: 318-1115 (265 amino acids)
Biological process (GO): protein-phycocyanobilin linkage
Molecular function (GO): lyase activity
Source: RefSeq, a predicted model, not a curated record
AAAGAUUUUAGGUGGGCAUAAAUAAUAGUUCUUAAAAGUAUUUGGAUAUUAGAACCACUAAAUAUCCCUAUUCCCUAACCAAUCCAUCAUCACCUUCUCCGAACUCAACUCCAUAACUCCAUAGUUGAUAGGAGUAUCUAUCUAUCUGAAUUCCACACUACUUUUAUUCUCAAUUUACGGGCUUUGCGAUGCUGCUAUAAGUAGAACAAUUUCAUUGAGCAAAGCUACCAACAAAAAAAAAAUCCCCAAUUCCCAUUCCCCGUUUCUCAAUAAUUAUGCCAUGAUUAGGGAUUAAUAACUGAAAAAAGAACAAAAAAAUGGGGGAGGGAGAUGAAGAAUCAAAUGGGGGGUGGAGCAAAGCAAGAGGGUUGGUUAUUAAAACGCUGUUAGUUGUAGGAGGAGCUCUUUUUAUCCGUCGCCUUACUAAAUCAAUCACUCGCCGUGAUCAUGCCCGUUUCGUUUCCCAUUCUCUAUCCGGUGAAAAGAAUUCUCGAGAACAAGCUGUUAGAGACCCUGAACAUUAUUUCAAUUUGAGGAUGGUUGCCUGUCCAGCUGCAGAAAUGGUGGAGGGUUCACAAGUGUUAUACUUUGAGCAGGCAUUCUGGAGAACUCCUCAGAAACCCUUUCGACAGAGGUUUUAUAUGGUGAAACCUUGUUCCAAGGAGAUGAAAUGUGAUGUGGAGUUAAGUACAUAUGCUAUUAGAGACAUGGAAGAGUAUAAGAAUUUCUGUGAUCGACCAAAGGAUCAACGUCCACUUCCAGAAGAAGUGAUUCGGGAUAUAGGAGAACAUUUGACAACUAUUCCUCUCAAAUGCUGUGAACGUGGGAAACGAUGCUUAUAUGAAGGCAAAACACCACCAGAAGGGUUUCCCAAUACAUGGAACAAUGCUACAUACUGUACAUCGGAGAUGGCCGUCUUGAAAAACAAUGAAAUACAUAUGUGGGACCGAGGGUAUGAUGAUGAUGGAAAUCAUGUUUGGGGCGUCAAAGAAGGCCCUUACGAAUUUAAACCUGCAUCUACGUCCAGUUUCAAGGACAUGUCAGCUCCUGUAAAUUUGUUAUCUCCGUUAUCUUUGGACAAACGAAUAGAGGGCUCAUUUGUUCUACAGGAAUGAUUACCAACACUACCUGUAUAUGUAUUUUGUAAUAUUUUUGACAUUUAAUAGAUAGUGUAGAAGCAAGUAUUAAUUAUUUGAGCAAAUCCCUGUUCAGUCACUGUACAAAUUCCGGACAGUUGAUCUAGUCCAGUUUUUGUUCCCUGACACUUAAAUGUGAAAAUUCUUACUUGGAAGUUCUAUCAAAUAAGAAAAAUUUUGAUCUGCUCUUCA